This is a messenger RNA of Mercenaria mercenaria, 7343 nucleotides long. RefSeq lists its product as uncharacterized. Gene Ontology annotation, molecular function: protein binding. The transcript has 13 exons. The record is from RefSeq and is a predicted model, not a curated record. Gene Ontology annotation, biological process: signal transduction. NCBI's taxonomy places the organism in Eukaryota, Metazoa, Mollusca, Bivalvia, Venerida, Veneridae. The coding region runs from base 128 to 3103 and encodes 991 amino acids.
GAUGCUCCCUUCAAUAACGUUUAUAGAUAACGCUAUGACACAUUAAAUUCCACAUGGCGGAAGAAAGCCCUGGAUAUGUUUUAUUUCUGAAGAAAAUUUACAAAAAGGCGUUCCAAAGAUAAAUACCAUGUCUGACAACCCAGAAGAAACAGCUUACUACCUUCGACUUGUAUCUAUGUACAUGGACCUUUGUACAGAGAGUGUAAGGAAAGUGUUUAAUUUUUAUUCACCAAAUAAUAAUGGUGAAGAUUUUGUUCGAUUAAAUCAAACCAAACUGAAUGAAUUAAAGACAAAGGGAAUUCUGAAUCAACAGGAAUGUAAACUCGUCAUCACACUAUGGCCAAAUCUCAGACUUAUGGAUAUAUCACUACUGAUAACGCUCUCUAUCAAUUUAUUUACUCCCGUGCACCUACCACCUCCGACAAAAGGAUGGGACUGCCCCCCAAGAGAUAAAGAUAUAUCUAUUGCGGCUGAUCUGUUACGUUUAAGAAAGAUCAGAAACUUUAUUGUCGGUCACCAUCCAUGUGCUCGGCUACGUCAGUGGGAAUUUGAAGAAGUGUGGGAGAAUAUUGUGACUAUAUUAAUAAGGAUAGAAAAGGAAAUAGAUCCGGGAAACGAGGCACAUCUUCAAAGCCAAAUUGAAUGUUACUUAAUACAACAGCUGCAACCAUGUAUUCAGAACGAGCAUGACUCGAAACUGAAAGAAUGGUAUCAGGAGGUGUCCGAAGCUCAGAAAAAGGUAGACGAAUAUCUCAAGAACCUUGAAGGAUUCAACGUUUACUUAAAAGAUAAGUCCGACCGAUAUGAACGUUACAUAAAACUCUUGGUUAAGGGCGGGCGAUUUGCAUUGUCUGCUCUAAUUAAAACAAAAUGUCAGCAAAGCGAUUUGAGAUGCAAACUGGAUGAGAAGGAAGAUAUACUUAGGGAAAAGAUCACUGAUUCGGAACAUUUAGCAAUUCUCUACCCAUCUGCCUCAGAUCGUUUGGCAACCCCGUUGGAUUUGUCAGUAUGGGACAUUUCGUUACUGACUGGGGUAUUACGGUAUGCUUUUGAGUGCAGUGGUGAUCUGAAGGAGGCAAUAGACAAUCUGUACAGUGCACGAAAGAACUACGCAGAGGUAGCUGUUAAAGCAUUAGAUCCGGAUACCUUCGUUGACUACCUAUCUGAUCUCAAAUACAGCAUUAAUGUUGCUAAAAAUUAUCUAAAUUCGGAAGAUAAAUCUCACAUUAACGAAGUAUUGGAAGAGAGUAAGAAAAAAGCAAAGGAAGAUGGCUCAUUUAAGACAGACAUGGAGGAACUCAAAUCACAGGGUUUGCAGAUGAAAACUUUUUCAGACAUUCAUAAAGAGACUGUUCAGAAAACGAAAGCAACACUUCAACAAAUGAUUACACAUGGAAUAAGCUUUGGCAGUAACCGGAAGCUAGAAUUGAAAAUGAUAACUGUCGGGUCAGACGAGGAGAAGACGAAAAUUGCUGAAAACAUUUUGUUUGCGGUGUGGCAGACAGCAUUGGAUCGAACAGAAAACAAAGACAAUUUUCAAGACAUCCAGGAGGAAGUUAACAAGAUUUUGAAAGAGAUAGAGAAGUUAAAGAAUAUACAAAAUAUAUCCGUUGAGCAGAAAUGUGUCCUUCUGCAGAUUGCAAGUAGGGAACCCUGUGACAUGUUGGACCUUAUUGAAUAUUUCGAUAGUGACUUAUUCCACAAAACCUUGGAUGAUAUAUGUAAAGCGGUUGGAUAUCAUUGCGAUACGAUUGUUGCUAUAUGUUCAAAUGUGACCAUUGAAUCACUUCAUGACAUACUUAAUGAACAUCAUCUACCAAAGCAACAAGAAAGUGGCAUAAGAGUUCCAAUUACUGUUUCUUCGCCAGCUGACAUGAUGGAAUUGUGGAAAUUAUUUCGAAGUGAGCAAUUUUCAAAUAGCACAAACGCUAUAGCGGAGAAAUUGUCAAAACAUUCGAACACACCAGUUACCCUGAAAACUUUCACAGAUAUGAAAGAGUUGAAUGACGUCUUUGAUGGAGAGACUGGGCAAAGUAGUACAGACAGCGAAAGUAAUGAUUCCUUGACUCAAGACAGUAGCCGAACGUUAGACACUGAAUUAGAUUUCCCAUACAAAGUAGAAGCAGCGGGACAUUCAGCUGAUCAAUCGUCCAUAAAAUUAUAUCAUAAACAAAAGAAAAUGGUGAAGUAUACUAUCGGUGGGUUUACAAUACGUGGAUUCUUUAAACACAAGGAACACUGGAUCCCAAGGCUUGGUCAACUUUUAGAUUGUGUACUCGGUCAAAAGGGUGCUGUAGAAGUAGUUAAAGGAAAAACUGUAAAUGGUACAGUACCAACAGAAUUGCAGGAAGUUUCAAGAAAUUUUUUAAAAGCAGGAGGUGAUAUAAAGGCUCGAGUCAUACAGGUUGCGCCACUGAGUGGAACUAAAGGCGAAGAAAUCCGUUGUCAGUAUAUUUGGUCGUAUAGAACUGAUAAAUCUGAAACAGCUUUGGUAAAAAAUGCAGUCCUUGCGGCUAGAACAGUCGUUUCAAAGCUAAGGAAGAAAGGCAGCAUUAAAUGGAUUUCAUUCAAAGAGGUCAAUGAAGCAAAGAAAAUCAGUCUUAGGAAAUGCAGUACAGGGAAGGCCACUGCAGCGAUUGACAAAACAUUAUCAAAGAAGAAGAGCACUGUGCAACGUCUGAGAGACACGGGCAAGAGUGGUGUAAAAAAAGGAAGUCUGAAAGGUCCACGUACUUUAACAAUAACUUCAAAUGACCUUCCUGUUGGAAACAACAUUCCCACCGAGGAGAAGAUUCCACUCACUUCUAAGAAUUUAGCAGAAUUAGCUCAGUGCAUAAAUAAAAACUGGGAACUACUAGGAAUAUUACUAGGACUGACUAAUACUGAGAUCUGGCAGAUAAAGACGGAUUAUGAUGGCGUGGAGUUUAGAAUUUUUCAGAUGCUACAGAAAUGGAGUCAGUUGAAAGGAGACGAAGCAUGUCUUCAGAACUUUAAUAGAGCUAUGGCAAAAUGUCCAAAGGUUGGUUUUGAGCAACCACAGUUGAAUAAUGUUAUGCUCAAAAUAGCAGGGGAUUACAAGGAAGAAAAGUCAAAAUUCAAUUAAAACACAUAUUGUCUUAUGAUACGAUACAUAUUGACUAAGGAUACAUAUUAUCUUGAUUUGAGUUUUAAAUUAUCAAAUUAGAGUUUGGAGACUGGAUUUAUAGUCCCAGUGUUGGUUAUUUUUAAAACUGACCAAUAGCAAGGUUGCGAGGCCUGCAACUUUAUUUCAUAACAUGAGACCCUUUUAGCCAUUUAAAAAGGAAGUUGUAUAGAAAGUUUAUAUAGAAGUUGUAUUAUAAAAUCGUUUAAUUUCAUGUUUUGAAAACUAAGAUUAAUUUUGAUUCAAGUUUUCGUUUUGGUAUAAUUACCAGAAAUGAAAUUGCAAAUAAUGCUGUGUAACAAAUUUUUGAUUUAAUGGAAUAUUACCUUGUCUUAUAUCCGGUACAUUUGAAGUAAAACUUGAAAGUAUGUAUGAUGUUAUUAGCCCACCAUCAUCAGAUGGUGGGCUAUUCAAAUCACGCUGCGUCCGUGGUCCGUCGUCCUUCCGUCCGUUAACAAUUUCUCGUUAUCGCAUCUCCUCAGAAACUACUGCGGGGAUUUUGACCAACGUUUGUCAGAAUGAUGUAUUGGUACCCUAGUUGUGUCCCCCUGAAAAUCAGACUGGUUAAACAAUUUUUGAAUGAGUUAUGGCCCUUUGUUUAUUUCCAUAAUUUACAUAGAUUUAUAUAGGGAAAAACUUUGAAAAUCUUCUUGUCCAAAACCAAAAAGCCUGGGGCUUUGAUAUUUGGUAUGUAGCAUCAUCUAGUGGUCCUCUACCAAGAUGAUUCAAAUUAUUUCCCUGGGGUCAAAUAUGGCCCCGCCCCGGGGGUCACAUGGUUUAUAUAGACUUAUAUAGGGAAAAAUCUUUGAAAAACCUCUUGUCCAAAACCACAGGGCCUAGGGCUUUGAUAUUUUGUAUGUGACAUCAUCUAGUGGUCUUCUACUAAGAUUGUUCAAAUUAUUCCCCUAGGGUCAAAUAUGGCCCCGCCCUGGAGGGUCACAUGGUUUACAUAGACUUAUAUAGGGAAAAACUUUGAAAAUCUUCUUGUCCAAACCACAAAGCAUAGGGCGUUGAUAUUUGUAAUGUAGCAUCAUCUAGUGGUUCUCUACCAAGUUUGUUCAAAUUAUCCCCCUAGGGUCAAAUAUGGCCCAGCCCAAGGGGUCACAUGGUUCAUAUAGACUUAUAUAGGGAAACGCUUUUAAAAUCUUCUUGUCAAUAACCUACAACAUUCAUAUUUGGACCACAUGUAUAGUUUUGAGUGGCAAGAUGAACCUUGACAUGAGUCGACCUUGAUUUUGACCUAGUGACCUACUUUCACAUUUCUGUAGCUACAGCCUUCAAAUUUGGACAACAUGCAUAGUUUUGUGCACCAAAAAAAACUUUGACCUUGACAUUGACCUAGUGACCUACUUUCACAUUUUUGAAGGUACAGGCUUCAAAUUUGGACCACAUGCAUAGUUUUGUGUUCAGAAAUGAAAUUUGACCUUGAUUUUGACCUAGUGACCUACUUUCACAUUUCUGAAGCUACAGCCUUCAAAUUUGGACAACAUGCAUCGUUUUGUGCACCGAAAAAAAACUUUGACCUUGACAUUGACCUUGUGAACUACUUUCACAUUUUUGAAGGUACAGGCUUCAAAUUUGGACCACAUGCAUAGUUUUGUGUUCCGAAAUGAAAUUUGACCUUGAUUUUGACCUAGUAACCUACUUUCACAUUUCUGAAGCUACAGCCUUCAAAUUUGGACCACAUGCAUAGUUUUGUGUACCGAAAAAACUUUGACCUUGACAUUGACCUAGUAACCUACUUUCACAUUUUUGAAGGUACAGGCUUCAAAUUUCGACCACAUGCAUAGUUGUGUUCCGAAAUGAAAUUUGACCUUGAUUUUGACCUAGUGACCUACUUUCACAUUUCUCAAGCUACAGCCUUCAAAUUUGGACAACAUGCAUCGUUUUGUGCACCGAAAAAAAACUUUGACCUUGACAUUGACCUUGUGAACUACUUUCACAUUUUUGAAGGUACAGGCUUCAAAUUUGGACCACAUGCAUAGUUUUGUGUUCCGAAAUGAAAUUUGACCUUGAUUUUGACCUAGUGACCACUUUCACAUUUCUGAAGCUACAGCCUACAAAUUUGGACCACAUGCAUAGUUUUGUGUACCGAAAAAACUUUGACCUUGACAUUGACCUAGUGACCUACUUUCACAUUUUUGAAGGUACAGGCUUCAAAUUUGGACCACAUGCAUAGUUUUGUGUUCCGAAAUGAAAUUUGACCUUGAUUUUGACCUAGUGACCUACUUUCACAUUUCUGAAGCUACAGGCUUCAACUUUGGACCACAUGCAUAUUUUUGUGUUCUGAAUUGAAAUUUGACAUUGAUUUUUACCUAGUACCUACUUUCACAUUUCUCAAGCUACAGCCUCCAAAUUUGAAGCACUUGCAUAGUUUUGUAUACCGAAAUGAACUUUGACCUUGAAAUUGAUCUCGUGACCUACUUUCACAUUUCUCAAGCUACAGCUUUCAAAUUUGGACCAUAUGCAUGGACCACAUGCACAGUGUUGUGUACCGAAAUGAAAUUUGACCUUGAUUUUGACCUUGAGCUAGUCUUGAAAUUUGGAACAUUCAAAAAUGCCUCAAUAGUGGGCGCCAAGAUCACUCUGUGAUCUCUUGUUUUGUCAAAAUUAUGCAUGUUCCUUUUUAUCUUUAUCACAGAUUUUUUGUGACAGCUUUGCAUAUAGGAAUUACUUGACUAAAUAAAUUUAGAUUCUGCACACGUCUUAAGCAUCAUAGGAUGACCUAACAUGGUAAGUCUCAUAACUCUGGCUUACCUUGUAGCAAAAUUAUGCCCCUUUUUCAUCUUCCAAAAUUUUUCUGAAGCUUUUCUAUGUUAGGUAGUAUUAGAUGGAAGGGCUUCAAAUAGUCAAGCGUGCUGUCAUUAUUCAGCUCUUUAUUCAUUUACUUUGAAAUGAGGUUGAAUUUUCCACUAGUUAUAAUGAACUGCUUUGUAAAAUGAAAGGCUCGACUGUCUCAAUUUAUUACUUGUUUUGCUUCUGUGUGUAAUAACAAGGUUUUGUUGUUCACCUGCCCAAACUACAUUGUAAAGUUUUAGAUGGUCAAAACUAGUUUUCCAGAGAUACUUUUCAUUAAUUAAAAAAAAUGUUGCCUGUUGUAUAUUAUAUGAAAAUAUAUUCAAAUUACUAGUGUAAAGUUUAGAGUAUCAGAUGUGUUUGUGGUUGCUACAUGUUUAUUUAUAUAAGCUACACGUACAUAUAUUGAUACAUCUAAAUAGUAUUGUACUGAAUAAUGAAAAGCCACCUAUGUGUUCAAAAGAAUAACAUGUGUUCAUACAUAUUUUUGUAUUCAAUGUACACUUAAUUCAAAAUUUUAUGUAUUGUUGCAAAUUUGUACUUUAAUUCAUGCAAGAUUAAGUAUAUGAGCCACACCAUGAGAAAACCAACAUAGUGCGUUUGCGUCCAGCAUGGAUCCGCGCAGUCUGAUCCAUGAUGUUCGCAAAUGGUUUCUCUAAUUGCAAUAGGCUUUGAAAGCGAACAGUCUGGAUCCAUGCUGGUCGCAAACGCACUAUGUUGGUUUUCUAAAUGGUGCGGCUCAAUUAUAUUAAGAAGAAAGUUCUCAUUACUUUGAACAAGUUUGUGUCUUUUACACAUAAUGAAGGUUUGUUCUUGAAAACAAGAAUUAUAUGAUUUUAAUGAUUAAAUAGUAUGAGAAUGUUGACUGGUUAUUUCUGAAAUUUAGUAUUAAUGAUUUUGCCAUUGUCAUUGACAAUCAGUAAUUUAUUUUGUGUUUUUAUUACAUUACAUUACAUUUUUUGAUAUUUUCUUACCAAUUUAAGAAUUAAAUUAUAUUUGAAGAAAAAUGGUAUUUUUUGAUAGAUAUUGUAUAGCAAUUUGCAUGUUAUUCCUGGUUGAUGCACAGGUUUUGUAAACUUUUUUACCCUUGCAUGAUCGUAAGAGGUGACAUAUAGGACCUUAACACUUGGUUUUGCAGUAUCUCUGUGAUUCCAGUAGGUAUAAAAGUUUUGACAUACCUCGUAUUCUGAUAUGUAUGAGCUGUGAAAUCAUAUAUUUUGGUCUUGUUUGGCAUCAAAUUACCAGUUUCUGUGUUUAUAUGCCGUUAAACCCAAAUAAAAACAAUUAGCAGUUAUGCAGCAUUAUAGUACAAAAAAUGUAUAUUGUAUAUUCAAUAACAUUGUUUGUUAAAAAAUAUCUAGUGAAACCUUUGUGUUCUUGAUUGAAUUAAAUGAGACAAAAUUCA